This is a messenger RNA of Lodderomyces theae, 1539 nucleotides long. RefSeq names its product Mts1p (gene MTS1). NCBI's taxonomy places the organism in Eukaryota, Fungi, Ascomycota, Pichiomycetes, Serinales, Debaryomycetaceae. The coding region runs from base 1 to 1539 and encodes 512 amino acids. The record is from RefSeq and is a predicted model, not a curated record. The transcript has a single exon. Gene Ontology annotation, biological process: cellular response to biotic stimulus.
AUGAUUGACGGUGUAAGUUUCAUAAAGACACCAGCUGCUAAACCACAGCCACCUAAAUCAAACGAAUGCGGAGUAUGGACAACUGAUUCGCCUACAAUCCACAAUGCUCCUUUGCCAGCUGAUGGGCCGGGCUCGACUUCAUUUUCAAACUGGACUUUACUCAGUAUUAUGAGUUUGGUUCCUGGUUACAUUACAUACAAGCUUGGCUUGGGGUUCAAGACUUGGGUCUUCUUGUUUAUUGUAUUUGCACUUCCGAUUUUAAUGGCAUUCUGGUUGGUUAUGUCCACCAUUUCUCCAAGAAUCAAUGAUAAAGUCAAGUACCCAAACAGACCAAUUUCUUAUUAUUUGGAAUACCACACUCCUGAAUUGAAAGCCAAGUACCAAAACUCCAACAAUGGACACGGCUCCAAGAUCCCAAUUGAGACGUUCCAGGAAUUAUUUUUUGAUGGUAAAGUCUCUUUCAAGGGAGAUGCGUUGGAUGUGAUGGAGUACAAACACGAAUGGGCAAACUUUAGAUUUACUUGGGGCUUGUUCAAGUUUUUCUUAUUUGGUAUGAUUCCAGAAGUUAUCUUCCACACGCAAGCUCAAGAUGAGGACCAAGUUGGGGAAAACUAUGAUCGUGGUAAUGAUUUCUACUCUUGGUUCUUGGGCCCGAGAAUGGUUUACACUUCUGGUGUGAUUAGUGAUAUCAACAGAGAAGAAACUUUGGAAGAGUUGCAAGAUAACAAGUUGAAAGUUAUGGCUGAGAAAAUUGAUUUGCGUGAAGGAGAAUAUGUUUUGGAUAUUGGAUGUGGAUGGGGUGCAUGGACCACCUACGCCUCCACUCAAUAUGAUGCUAAAGUCACUGGUAUCACGUUGGCCAAGAACCAAGUUGAAUGGGGUAAUCAAUGGUUGAAGGACAACAAUGUGCCACCAGAACAAUCAAAACUUGUCUGCUGUGAUUAUCGUGACGCACCAAAAUCUGGUAAACCAAACGGUAAAUGGGACAAGAUCACCUCGGUUGAGAUGGCUGAGCAUGUUGGUAUUAGAAGAUUGACUGCUUACUUGGAACAAUGUAGGGAUGCAUUGGAGGACGAUGGAUUAUUCUUUUUACAAUACUCUGGGUUGAGAAAGAACUGGCAAUACGAGGAUUUGGAAUGGGGAUUGUUUAUGAACAAGUAUAUCUUCCCUGGUGCUGAUGCCUCCACCCCAUUGAGUUUUGUUGCAAGUUGUUUUGAAGCUGUGGGGUUUGAAAUUGUUAGUGUUGAUAACAUUGGAGUUCACUAUUCAGCCACUAUUUGGAGAUGGUACAGAAACUGGAUUGGAAACAAGGACAAGGUAGUCAACAAGUAUGGUAUCAAGUGGUACAGAAUUUGGGAGUUUUUCUUGUCAAGUUCAGUUGUUGCCAGUAGAAACGGUACUGCCACUUGUUAUCAGUUUGUUUUAAGAAAGAACCUCAACUCUUAUAGAAGAAUUGAGUACGUUCCUAAACAACAAGGUCUUCAAGGUGCCAUCAAGGGAUCUAGUAAGUGGACUAAAGAGUUUACCAAUUGGCAUUAA